This is a messenger RNA of Knipowitschia caucasica, 267 nucleotides long. The record is from the annotation of a GenBank genome assembly. Lineage: Eukaryota; Metazoa; Chordata; Actinopteri; Gobiiformes; Gobiidae.
AUGUGCAGUAAACUGAUCCCAUCAACAACAUUUGUAAUUAAGCGUGUAAAGGUCGGAGAAGGGAAUGAGAAACAGCCGUCCUCACGACCCGCCUCUGACCUGCUGCUCACCCUGACACGCCAUCAGGCCACAUCCGCCCUGAAGGCACUAUACCGGCUCGGGCUGCUCUGGUCCACAGGCUACAGGCGCGAGGCUCAGUCCCACACGGAUCUUGUGCUUAGCUCUGGAGCAACACACGGAUCUGAGACGCCAUGUUUGAGGAGGUGA